CAAUAACAUACUACAUAGACAUGGAUUUUGAAACAGCUGGUAAGGGUGGCAAUCCCUUCCUAAUGGAGGAUCUAGGUGACUAUGGUGGAAACACUGAUUCAGUUGGUGGUGGCGGUGGAGGAGGUGGUGGACUAAGUUCCAACCCCUUCUUGAGUAACAAUGACUUCAUUAUUCCUGCAUCUUCUGAGAACCCCUUCCUAAGUUCCAUAGGAAGUGAACCGUCCUCAUUCCUCUCUUCAGGGAACUCCUCCACGAAUCCUUUUGCACAGUUUGAUUACUCUGGAAGUGGUGAUAUGAAUACAACAGCCAGCCUCAACUUCUUUGGAACACCUGAACCAGAUGCCACCCAUGCUAACAUCUUCGCUGCUGAUGUAACAAACCCGCCAUCUGACUUCUUUGAAAGUAUUGCACCUUCACAACCCAAAAUAGAAUCCAGAGUUCCAGGAGGGAUUGACUUGUUGGAUGACAUAGGGGUAAAUGCCCCGGUAGAAUCUGACUUUUGUAAGGAGACUGAUGUAUUUAACAGCACCCCAAACCAAGCAGUGGAUGAUUCCUCCAGAACCAGCACGCCAAAAGGAGGUCCUCCUAGAAGACCUCCUCCUCCAAGGCCUGUCCCUCCCUCGAAAGAAACGAAAGACCUUAUACUGAGUGUUACUGGGGCCAUGGAAGCCACGUCCUCACACCUUCUGGAUCGGCUCCAAGCCACGAGGACGCCGAGCCCCACUCCCAUCCGUGACCUACAUUCUCCAAGUCCUACUCCAGAUAUCCCUUUCUCGGACCUUCUUGGCUCAGAUAUGACAAUAGCAGGGCAACUUCCUGCAUUUCCUAGCAAUACAGAGCUCAAUCUCCUCGGGGAUGAGUCGAUCGCUGCAGCUCCCUCAGUUCCAAAACCACCACCCAGACCGGCACCACCUUCUCAGAAGCCUGCUGAAUCUCAAGAAGAUAUCAUGGAUAUUUUCAGUGGUAAUGCACCAGAGCCCAGUACAGUAACAGCAGUACCACAGACAAAUGCUGAUAUACUAGGUUUGUUCGAUUCGUCUGUUCCUGCAGUGCCCACAAGUGAGAUGAGUGGAACAGCUGAUCUUCUACUAGGAGAUGACUUUGGGGGUACGUUACCUGCAGACUCAAAAGAGGUGAACCUGCUAGCUGCUACUGCAAUGGACUUGGAGCCAGCAGUAAGUCCCGCACCGCAACAACAUCAGCAGCAGCAACAACAACAACAACAACAACAACAAUCCGACAAUUUCAUGUCUACAGAUAUGCUAGAGGCUGCUGAGGCUCCAGUACUCAAGUCUGCUGAUGAAUUUGAUGCUUUUGCAGCCAAGUUUGAAAACGCUGCCAAAGAGGAGGGGCAAGAUGUUCGUGUUGUGGAAGGUGACCCCUUUGACCCAUUUGCUUCUUCUGGACUGGUAACAGAUACAGGAAAUGAUGCAUGGGGAGCAGUAACUGCAGACAAGGGAGAGUCCAAGAUUAUAGGUUUUGGGGCAGAAGAGAGUUUUGACACGUUCUUGUCAAUGAAUGAGCCUCCUCCUGUGCCCCAAGGAACACCAGCACGUUUCAAUCAUCAGGAGUCUGGAGACUCUGAUGAAGGCCCAGACUUCUCAAUAUUUAUCAAACCCAAAAAUAUGGAAACUGCGGCAACAGAGUACAUGUCAGGAGAAUCCGUGCCUACUCUUGCACCUCCACCAAAGAGCCCUGUUCAGAAUACAGAUUCCAGUCUGAGGUUUAAUCCCUUUGAUAAGAGCAAUGAGCUUGUAGCCACUGCUAUCCCAGCUGCUACAGACGAGCCUGCUCUUCCCCAAGGUGCAGAGGUGCCUGAUGGAAUGCUACAGAGGACAGACUCACAAGAGACACCACCAACUCCACUGUUUGAUGAAGAUGUGUCACAACCCCUAGAGGAAUUUCCCCGCAUCAGUUACCAAGGGGAUGGCUGGGAGAUGCAACUAAGGCAACCUAAUAAAAAGAAGAUAACUGGACAGAGGUUCUGGAAAAAGGUAUUUGUGCGUCUUGUGUACCAAGGUGACAACCCAGUGCUUCAGCUCUUCAACACAAAGGAAGACAAGGAUCCAUUUCAGGAACUGCCUCUGCAAGCCUGUUAUUCUGUAUCAGACAUAGGUGCUCAGCAGUUUGAUGCAUAUGGGAAGAUAUUCACCGUGAAGCUGCAGUAUGUGUUUUAUAAGGAGCGGCCUGGAGUAAGACCUGGACAGGUUACAAAGGCAGAACGCAUUACAAACAAACUGAGCAAGUUUGCACAGUAUGCCAUACAGGGAGACUAUGAGGGCUGCAAAGAGUUUGGCAGCGACCUCAAGAAAUUAGGGCUUCCAGUGGAACAUGCCCCACAGAUCUCUCAGUUGUUCAAGAUUGGGUCACAGAAUUAUGAGGACAUGAAACAGUUCAGUGUGUGCGUAGAAGAAGCAUUGUUCCGAUUGUCAGUACAUCGAGAUCGUGCUCUCAACUAUAAAACAGAGGAGGUCCAAAUUACAGCUGUGGACGAGUUGUAUGUGGAGCAGGACAAAGAUGGCCACAUUGAUAAGCAAAUAGCACGAGUCAGACUGUUCUUCCUUGGCUUCCUGGCAGGCAUGCCAGAUGUGGAACUGGGUGUGAAUGAUAUGUGGCGACAGGGUAAGGAAGUGGUGGGUCGCCAUGACAUCAUCCCAGUCAUUACAGAGGAAUGGAUCCGUCUAGAGAAUGUAGAAUUUCACGCCUGUGUGCAGCAAGACGAGUAUGAGCGCACACGGGUCAUUAAGUUCAAACCACCCGAUGCAUGUUACAUUGAACUGAUGCGUUUCCGUGUCCGCCCACCAAAAAACCGGGAGCUUCCAAUACAACUGAAAGCCGUCAUGUGUGUCACAGGGAACAAGGUAGAGCUCAAAGCUGAUAUCCUUGUGCCAGGGUUCUCAAGUCGCAAACUGGGGCAGAUCCCUUGUGAGGACAUCAUGGUCCGGUUCCCAAUCCCUGAGUGCUGGAUAUAUCUGUUCCGUGUCGAGAAGCACUUCCGCUAUGGAUCUGUGAAGUCAACACAUAGACGGACUGGGAAGGUGAAGGGCAUCGAGCGUUUCCUGGGGGCAGUGGAGACAUUGGAACAGUCCCUAAUUGAAGUGACAUCAGGCCAGGCAAAAUAUGAGCACCAACACAGAGCCAUUGUUUGGCGCAUGAACCGACUUCCUAAAGAAGGACAAGGAGCAUACACCACACAUGCAUUUGUGUGUCGGAUGGGACUGACAUCAUAUGACCAGAUUCCAGAGAACUUAGCAGAUUACUGUUAUGUAGAGUUUACAAUGCCGGCCACCCAAGUCUCCCAUACAACUGUUCGCUCUGUGUCAUUGAGUAAUGGAGCCAAAGAUGAGCCUCCAGAGAAGUAUGUGCGCUACUUAGCUCGACAUGAGUACAGGGUUGGGAUAGAGCAUACACAGGGAGAAGGACCAGGUGCGUACAUAUCAGCAACACUGUCAAAGCCGCCUGAGACCACUCAAACCCUGGAGGAGAAACCAGAGCCUCCUGCAGCUGAAUCUGACAGUGAUUCAUCAAGUUAAGAUAUAAGGUCUCAGAAGUUGAUAACUGCAGGCAUCAGUGUCCUUCCUGAAUGGACCAAACUAACUCUACAUGAUGACUGUAAGAGCUUGAG
Messenger RNA from Cryptotermes secundus, 3625 nucleotides. Its product is annotated as protein stoned-B. Gene Ontology annotation, molecular function: clathrin-cargo adaptor activity. Gene Ontology annotation, cellular component: AP-2 adaptor complex; synaptic vesicle. The coding region runs from base 21 to 3533 and encodes 1170 amino acids. The transcript has 14 exons. The record is from RefSeq and is a predicted model, not a curated record. Gene Ontology annotation, biological process: intracellular protein transport; regulation of endocytosis; clathrin-dependent endocytosis. NCBI's taxonomy places the organism in Eukaryota, Metazoa, Arthropoda, Insecta, Blattodea, Kalotermitidae.